AUGGCCGCAACAACGGCUCCUGCCAUUCCUGUCAAUCCGACCGCUCACCAUGUCGCUUCGCUACUGCCUAAGCUGCAAGAUGUCGAUCCGGAUAUUCGUUACAUGUCGUUGAACGACUUGAACCAAAUGCUCACCAUUGGCCACCCUACUUUUAUCUCACACGACUACAGCUGCUGCGCACGCGUUGUCGAAGGCCUUCUACAUACUCUCAACGACCAAAAUGGCGACGUACAAAACAUGGCCAUCAAGUGUCUGGGCCCUUUUGUCAACAAGGCUCCCGAGAGCAUCCUCUGCCCAACCUUCGACAAGAUCUCAAAUCUCCGUACCGACAAUGCUGUCGACAGCUCAGUACCCGCUCUUGCCGUCAGAGCCAUGGUCGUCGCUCUGCCCCGUCCUGCUCCAGCCGUUCCUCGUACACAAAAAGUCCAAGAAUCAUACUCCGCAGUCAGUCGCGCCCUGAUUCCUCGUCUGGUUGGAUACACUGUCAUUCCCACUGGCAAGAACCUACCUGCUCCGCCCAAGGGCAUGAUCCAAGUUGAGAUCGAGACUGGAAUCGAUAGUAACGCCUUGGACGUCCUGGUCGAAGUUGCUCGCUGUUUCGGCCCAAUGCUGCAAGAAGCUGAGGUGGAAGCUUUGCAAAAGGUCACAGCAGAGGUCCUAGAAAACCCUCGAUGCAGCACCGUCAUGAAAAAAAAGGCCGUCACCGCUCUCUCAGUCCUUUCUCCAUACUUCUCAGAUUCGCUCCUCAGUUCGGUCGUGUCGCACUCGAUCGAGAGUUUGCGCCAGUCCCACCUUACACCAGCUCAGCGCAGACUCUAUCUCACAAUCUUUGCCUCCAUGGCCCGAUCAAUUCCCCGCAAAUUUGGCCCAUACCUCAGGACUCUGGCACCAUUUGUGCUUUCACCCCUGAGUGAGCAAGAGCUGGACCAGCAGAAUGAGGAGGCUGCAGAGUCAGAUGAAGGUCGGGAUCCUCAGGUCGAGGAAGUACGUGAAGCCGCCCUACUGGCUCUGGAGUCCUUCCUGGCGUCGUGCAGUCAGGACAUGACACCUUACAUUACCGAGGUCAUAGACUCGUGUCUUCGAUUUGCCAAGUAUGAUCCCAACUAUGCUGCCGACGAGGACGACGAGAUGGAAGGAGCAGAGAGUGACCAAGAAGAUGACUUUGAUCUUGACGAGGACUUUGAAGAAGAAACUGGCUUCGACGACGAGGACGAUGUCAGCUGGAAGGUUCGUCGUGGUGCUGCCAAGCUCGUUCACACCUUGAUCGCUACACGAGGAAGCGGUGACUUGCUUGAUAGCGGCAUUCUCUACGACAAAAUCGCUCCGGCUCUUCUUUCACGAUUCCAGGAACGUGAGGAGAGUGUGCGCCUUGAGGUCCUCUCCACUCUUGCUUUCCUCGUCAAAAAGACCGGCGAAGUCAGCACUACUCCUAGUCUUCGCAGAAUGUCCUCAGCUACAGGUCCUCCAGUCAGUCGCAAGCGUCGUCGUGACAGUAGUUUCUCUAGCGAACGUCCGCAAUUUGCCCUGUCCAAUGGCUAUGCCUCUCCUUCCACCCCGCCACCUCAAGGCGGUCCUCAAGUCAGCUUGGCAGCCAUCAACCCUCAGAUCGUUCAGGGUUCGGCCAAGUUGCUCAAGUCGAGCACUGUUCCUACCAAGCACGCCGUGAUCUCUCUGCUAACAGAUCUGGUUACUGCUCAACAGGGUGGCCUCUCGAAACGUAUUGAUCAGGUCAUUGAUCCUGUUCUUGAUGCCAUGAAGUCGACUGGCAGCACAUCGGGAGGUGCUUCUGUUACAAACAAUGCUCUCCGUAUCGAGUCUUUGCGCUUGCUGCGCGUUGUUGCUGACACACAUUCCUCCAAGGUCAUCGAGCCAUAUCUUGCCAAGAUCAUGCCCGCUCUGACCACCGUAUCCAAGGAGAAGUUCAGCAAGGUCUCAAGCGAAGCAUUCGACACUAUCCAGGUCUACAUCAAGGCUCUUACCCCCCCUCGCUCUGCUGGCUUAAAGCAACAGAACGCUACCUACUUGCAACAAAUCUACGAGACAGUCACUCAGCGCAUCUCCGCCUCCGAUACUGACACUGAGGUCCGACAGAAGGCAGUUCAGUCGCUUGGUCUUUUGAUCGGUCGUACCUCUGGCACUCAAGGGUCGGCUCUUCUCAAUCAACAAAGCAGACUUGCUGGUCUGCAGCUCAUCAACGACAGACUUCGCAACGAGCUUACCCGUCUGGCUUCAGUCAGAGCCAUCGAGACUAUUGCCGUUUUGGCUCAAAGCUCAAAGGAGUUUACUCCUGAAUGGGUCCGCGAUGUGUCGCUCGAGUUGGGUGCUCAGCUGCGCAAGUCCAGCAGAACUCUGCGCGGAGCCAGUCUUGCUGCUCUGAAGCGCAUGGCUGUCAAUCCUGCCUGCCGUGAGAACAUGGAUGAUGAGACUGUGCAGAAGACUGUUCAGCUUUUGUUGCCCUUGAUAUUGGUGGAUCAAGAUCUUCAUCUCAUUGGUCCUGCUCUUGUCAUCAUUGGUUCGUUCGCCAACGAGAGACCACAACUUGUGCUCAAUGAUGAAGUUAUCCAAGCUUACUGCUUCGUGGCCAAGAUGGAUCUCAGUGGCGCUGCACUCGAUGCAUUGCUCGGUUCGCUUGAGAUUAUUGGCAAGAAGGGUGCCGGUAAGGAUCUGAUGAGGUCGCUGCUCGCUGAAGUCGGCGUCAAUGGCAACCCUGAGCUUGUCGGCCAAGUCAUCGGUAUUCUUCUUGUUGCUGGAGGUAACUCUGUAGGUGUCACACUUGCCGACUUCGAAGCUGAGCUGAAGUCGACCCCUGAUGAGAAGCGCAAAUGCCUUGCUCUUUAUAUUCUCGGUGAAGCUGGUCUGCGCAUGGGCCCGGCAUUCCCCUACGGACCUGAUAUUUUCACCUCUUACUUCUCGACUUCCGAGAAGGUAUCUCUNGCAGCUGCUGUCGCUCUGGGUCGUGCCGCUGCUGGCAACGUUUCUAGCUACCUACCUCAAAUUCAGUCGAGCAUGAACCAAGGUAAGCAGUAUUUGCUUCUCCACACAAUCAAGGAAUUGCUACAGCACACCGCUGCCGAGACAGAGGUUAUCAAAUACUCAAAACAGCUCUGGGAUAACAUCAUCACUGCCUCGCAAGUCGAAGACAACAAGGUCGUCGGUGCUGAAUGCAUUGGCAGACUUGCAACAAUCGAUCCCGCUGCAUACCUGCCUCAGCUGCAAGCAUACUUGAGCGAUUCAUCGCCCACUGUUCGUGGCAUGGUCAUCUCCGCUCUCCGCUACACCUUCUCUGACACUGAUCCUUCUUACGACGUCUACCUGCAACCCAGCAUUGUGCCCAUGCUCACAACCAUGCUCAACGAGGAAGACUUAAACAACCGUCGUCUUGCCUUGACGACAUUCAACUCAGCCGCCCACAACAAGCCUGAUCUGAUUCUGCCUCACCUUGACACCUUGUUGCCACUCGCUCUCAAGGAGACUGUCAUCAACGCCGACCUUAUUCGUGAAGUGUCCAUGGGUCCCUUCAAGCACAAGGUUGAUGACGGUCUUGAGCUGCGCAAGUCUGCAUACGAGACAUUGUACGCUCUUAUGGAGACUGCCUUUGCUCGUGUUCCCAUCUCUGCCUUCUAUGACCGCAUCCAAGCCGGUGUGGCCGAUGAGCAUGAGAUCAAGAUCUUGUGCUGCUUGAUGCUGAUCAAGCUCGUUACUCUUGCACCCGAGGAGACUGUCCGUCGUCUUGAAGGCUUGGCCGCAUCUUUCAGAGCAGUCCUCGCCUUCAAGCCCAAGGAUACCGCCGUCAAGCAAGAGUUGGAGAAGUUGGGAGAGCACAACAAGGCCAUCGCCAAGGUCAGUGUCAUCAUCAACAAGACCUUCCCCACCGAGACAACCGCCGAACACGCACGUGCCUGGAACGACUACUGGGAGUGGGCUAGAAAGGACAUGGCCACCGUCGUUAAGAACGCAGAGGAUGAACUCAAGGAAAAGGAUCGCUAG
Aureobasidium uvarum is the source of this 3987-nucleotide messenger RNA. NCBI's taxonomy places the organism in Eukaryota, Fungi, Ascomycota, Dothideomycetes, Dothideales, Saccotheciaceae. The record is from the annotation of a GenBank genome assembly.